GGCGCUACAAUGCCGUCAGCACGCCUCAAGCCACGCUCGGGAACAGAGUGCGACGACGCUGCUGCGCGUAUUUAUGUUAAAAAAUGCCAAAUAAGUAUCAGAGAAAAGCCAUAGCCACUCGUGGUUGUUGGAGUGAAGAUUCACUAAAAGCUGCUAUAAAUUCCCUAAAAAAUGGAGAAAUGUCGGUGUAUAGAGCAGCAAUUAUCUACGGCAUACCUCGUAAAACACUCGAAAGAAGAUACAAGACUAACAAUGACAAAAAGAAUUUUAAAAGACAUAUCUCCUAUUCCUCAAAAAAUAAUGGAAGUUCGUAAACGUAGCAAACAGGUUGGCAAAGUUUUGACUUCAGAGGAGCAUAUAGCAUUAAGAAAGGAUAAAGAAAACGAAAAGACUUUGAAAGAGCAGAGGCGUAAAGUAAAACAAGAAAAAAAAAUGAUUAAGCCCAAAGAUAAGAAGACUGAUACAAAUAAGAAUAGAAAACGGAAAGCUGUAAGGCGUAUGAGCGAAAGCAGUUCUGAUCUCAGUGAACCAGUAUUGUGUGAUACAUCUGACGAAGAAGAUAAAGAAAACGAAGCAGAUAACUGCGCUGGAUGCGGAGAAAAUUAUUAUAAGACUCGUCUUGUGGAAGAGUGGCUCCAGUGUCUUAUUUGUGACAGGUGGGUACAUGAAAACUGUACCGAGUUUGAUGAUAUGUGUUCCAAAUGCGGACAGAAGAAGAAAAAAGAAGCUAAACAAGCCGAAUUUCAGGGAAAGGGAAAGGGAAAAGGAAAGUCAAGUACUGGCCAUCUAUCCCGUAUAGCUACGGCCAACUAACCCUGAAGCCCCGGGAGAGUUGGCCAAUUCUAUUUUUUUUUAGAAAUAGCUUUUUAAUAUGUUUUUGAAUUAUAAAAAAAUAUUUGUCGUUGAUUUUUACAAGACUAAUUACUGUUAAUUAUGAUAAGAAUAAAAGACUGAUUGAAGCAACA
Molecule: messenger RNA, 965 nt
Organism: Spodoptera frugiperda (fall armyworm)
Lineage: Eukaryota; Metazoa; Arthropoda; Insecta; Lepidoptera; Noctuidae
Exons: 2
Coding region: 172-813 (213 amino acids)
Source: RefSeq, a predicted model, not a curated record